Molecule: messenger RNA, 3240 nt
Organism: Pediculus humanus corporis (human body louse)
Lineage: Eukaryota; Metazoa; Arthropoda; Insecta; Psocodea; Pediculidae
Exons: 19
Coding region: 1-3240 (1079 amino acids)
Biological process (GO): proteolysis; C-terminal protein deglutamylation; protein side chain deglutamylation
Molecular function (GO): zinc ion binding; metallocarboxypeptidase activity
Source: RefSeq, a predicted model, not a curated record
AUGGAACAGGAUUCAUUGAAUGAAGUUUUACUUGAAAAAUUAAAAGCUUAUUCUCAAAAGCCCAAUGAAUCUGUUGAGGGACUAAGAAAUGUUGCUGCAAGGCUUCAUAGUCGUGCUGCUUCUCAAGAUAAAACCAUCAAAAAUAAAACACUUGAAAGAAUAUGGCAAAAAAAUCAAGGUGGUUUAACAUUAAUUUUAUACAUGUUGGAAACUGUACGCGAUCCAUUAACAGCCGUUAGUUUGGCUGGAAUUUUACACGAAUGUGUAGCUGCUAAAACAGGAAAAAAUAGAAAUCCGGCAAUAAGUCAACUCGUUCAUUUAAACGCUACGCAAUCUCUCACAAAACAUUUAAAUUCAUUACAAAUAAAAGAAUUAAUACCGGUUAAUGAUGUUUUGAUACAAGAAAUUGUUUGGACAUUAAGUCAACUUGCCCAAAGAGAUUCUAAAUUUUCACUUAAAUCAAGAUUAUUGGGUGCCGUAAAAACAUUUCAUUACUUUUUGAAAGCUUAUCAUAAUCAUGCUAAACUUUUAUAUCCAGUACUUUUAAUCGUGAAAGCCCUUUCUAGAAAUUCUAAUACAGCUACGGUUCUUGCCAAAGAUGGUAUUGUUGCCACAAUGGAAAAAGUUUUAAGUAACAUUGGUUUUACUCCAAGCGUUAAAUUACGAUUAACUUUAAAUAUCUUAAGUUAUUUAAGUAAAAAUAAAAUUUGUUGCUCUCGUAUAAUUCUUUCAAAUGUAUUAUCUUUAAUCCUUCGAAUUUUCGAAAGGUGGGAAAGAUACGAAGGAAAAACAAAAUUAAAAAUCUGCCAUUAUUCAAUUGUAACAUUGCAACGAGUUUGUUAUUUGAAACAUGGAAGGAAAGCGGUGAGAAGUUUAUCAGGAGUAUCCAUACUUCAUAAAUUCUGUCAAAAUUGUCCGGAUGAUAAAUCGUACGAUCAAAUAUUAAGUAGAGUUUGCGGUGUUGUUAAUUUUUGUCUGGAAAGGAAAAAUUUACCCGUCGACGAAGUUUCCAAUCCAAUUAAAUUUACGUUACCGCAAAUAAGCGAUCAUACUUUGGCAGAUAAAAGUUCUUUUACAGCGAGGGACACCACUCCUGAAUUCGAUGAAGGUGAUAGUGAAGAUGAACUUCUCGAAGAUGUCGAAGAAGAUGGUGUUGUUCAAAUUCAAGGAACCGAUCCGGAUGAAUCUAAAAUUUUACCACAGACGGCAGUCGAAAGAGAUGAGUUCAAUCAACAAACCGAAGAAAAUGUUGCUGCUCACUCAACGUUAAACCAAUUAAAAAAUAUCAAUAAACCUUUGAUUGUUAAUAAAAAAGAAAAAUCUAAAACAAUGUUAAGCGAUUUUUAUAAUAAAUGUACUUUUUUGGCUGUCGAUAAAGGUCGUUAUUUAACAACAAAUAUUAAAUAUUUAUCGAAAGAAAAAUUACAUAAUCUCGAUAUGAGAUUCACAUCAAGCGAUGUUUCUCUAAGAAAUGGAUUUCGUGUCUAUUCGAAAGAAGAUUUAAUAUCACUUAAUAUUUUACGAAAUUUACAUCAAGAACAUGGAAUGCUUCAUGCUUACUCGAUGAUUGCCAGUCAAGUUAAAAGCGUUUUACCAUUUGUUAAAGUUGCCUAUCCUGAUUUAAUGGGUGGGGAAGGAUCUGGAAAAUUAGAACCUUUAAGUGUUAAAGAUAGAAAAGUUUGCCGGCAAAAAUUAUUAGAAUCUGUCGAAAAGGGUUUUCAUCCCAGUAACGUUUCCUCCAAUGUCGUUUACGAUUUGGACAAUUUAAUAUCAUCUGCUAAAAAUAACGUAACGAAUAAUAAAAGGGAAUUAUUUAAUGACGAUGAAAAAAAAGUUGGUGCUAAACAUACUCAAACUCAUCUUUUAUUCGAAUCAAGAUUCGAGAGUGGAAAUUUAAGAAAAGUCGUACAAGUUGGACCCAGAGAAUAUGAACUUAUUUUAAAUUCGGAUGUAAAUUCUGACAGGCACCAUAAUUGGUUUUAUUUUGAAGUUUAUAAUAUGGAUAAUAGUGGCCCUUAUACUUUUAACAUUGUUAAUUUUGAAAAAAUGAAUAGUCAGUUUAAUUACGGAAUGAAACCUAUUUUAUAUUCUGUACAAGAAGCUUUACUGGGUCGACCUGGAUGGGUUCGUGCUGGCACUGAUAUUUGUUAUUUUAGAAAUAGUUAUCAAAAAACUACAGGACAACAAAAAUGUUAUUUCACAACGACAUUUUCAAUAACAUUUCAACAUAAUUCAGAUAUUUGUUACAUUGCAUAUCAUUUUCCUUACACUUAUUCGCAACUUCUUAGUCGAAUUUGGAAAUGGUCUUGUUCAAUAAACUAUGCAGUCACGUAUUUUAGAGCUGAGCCCUUAUGUGAAACGUUAAACGGAAAUCAGCUUCCCAUUUUGACAAUAACAGCAGUUGAUUCAACGAAAAAUGAAUUUCGUGACAGAGAAACUGUAUUUUUGACUGCUCGAGUUCAUCCUGGAGAAAGUAAUGCUUCAUGGAUAAUGUUGGGCACUUUACAGUUUCUUCUAAGUAGUCAUCCUCAAGCAGUGAGUUUAAGGAAUCGAUACGUGUUUAAAAUUGUACCCAUGUUAAAUAUCGAGGGUGUCAUCAACGGCUGUGCUAGAUGUGGUUUAUCUAAUGAAGAUUUAAACCGUCGUUGGAAAAACCCUCAUCCGAUUUUACAUCCGGAAAUAUAUCACACGAAAGGUUUAUUAGAAUAUUGUUGUAGAAUAUUAAAAAAACCGCCAUUUGUUUUUUGUGAUUUUCACGGUCAUUCGAGAAAGAAAAAUGUUUUCCUUUACGGAUGUGCUAAUAAUGAAAGUUGGUCGGAAUCUGAUAAACAGCAAAUCGUGUCUCCAGUUGAAUAUUUACUCAUAGCUCAUCUCAUGAAACAUUUUUGUCCGGCUUUUUCAUUUUCAUCUUGUAAAUUUCGCGUCGAAAGAUCAAGAGAAGCAACAGCAAGAGUUGCUGUAUGGAGAGAUUUUAAAAUAAAAAGAAGUUACACUAUGGAAAGUAGUUAUUGCGGUUGCGAUCAGGGAAUUUAUUCGGGCCGACAUUUGGAUACGGUUCAUUUAAAAGAAGUUGGAAAACAAUUUUGUGAGGCUUUAGCUUGUUUGCAUGAUGAAACAACUUGGCGCCUUGAAUUGUUAUUAGAAUCUCAAGAAGCUGCUGCCAAUCAAAGCGAUUUAUUGGAAAGCAGCGAUAGCUCAUUGGACAGCGAUGAAGAACGUGAAGUCGAUAAUGAAAGUUGA